AUGAGUACCAUGGUGCCCUUCGAGAAUGCAACAUUCAUUCGUCCCUCCACAUUUUACAUCAGUGGAUUGUACAACAUGCCACAUUCAAAGUAUUACUAUAUGUUUUUGUGCUUUGUGUACGUUGUAACUGUUUUAGGGAAUUCUUUUAUAAUGGGUACUAUAUAUCUGGCACGUAGUCUGCACACAGCUAAGUAUAUAGCUGUCUUCAACUUGGCUUUGUCUGACCUGUGUGGAAACUCUGCUCUUAUUCCAAAGUAUGCAGACAUGUUUCUGCUUGAGAACCAGUAUAUAUCUUAUGAAAACUGUCUAACAAGCAUGUUUUUUGUUUUUCUUUUUAUAAGCCAGCAGUCUUUUACUUUGCUUGCUUUGAGCUUUGACAGAGUCAUUGCUAUAUGCUUUCCUUUGAUGUAUCAUGCUAUUGUCACCAAAACUACAAUGACUCUGAUCAUUGGUGUUAUGUGGCUUUUCUCUGUAUUAAUCACUACUAUCCUUGUAUCUCUGGUUACAAGAUUGUCCUUCUGUGAAACUACAACAGUUGGCAGUUAUUUCUGUGACCAUGGCCCUGUCGUCAAACUAUCUUGUAAUGAUAAUACAUCUAAUUACAUGAUAGCCGAUACCUAUAUUGUUUUAGUUCUUUGCAUUCCAUUGGGACUAAUAGCUAUCUCAUAUGUUUGUAUUGGUAUUGCAUUGCUUAAGAUCUCACAUGGUGUUGAUCGAAUGAAAGCUAUGAAAACUUGCACUUCACACCUCAUAUUAGUGGCCAUGUUUUAUGUACCAAUCUUUAGCAUUUAUAUGUUGACUCUUACAACAUCUGUACAGAUAAAUAUGAGAAUACUAAACUCAGUUCUAGCACAAGCAAUACCACCUAUGUUAAAUCCCAUUAUAUAUACUUUGAAGACAGAGGAGGUAUUGCAGUCUAUUAAAGUACUCUUCAAACAAAUCAAGGUAAAAUUUGACAUGGAAGAUUCUGUGAAAAGCAUUGCAAAGAAAUAA
This is a messenger RNA of Pygocentrus nattereri (red-bellied piranha), 993 nucleotides long. RefSeq names its product olfactory receptor 1-like. Lineage: Eukaryota; Metazoa; Chordata; Actinopteri; Characiformes; Serrasalmidae. Bases 1 to 993 code for a protein of 330 amino acids. The transcript has a single exon. The record is from RefSeq and is a predicted model, not a curated record. Gene Ontology annotation, molecular function: olfactory receptor activity; G protein-coupled receptor activity. Gene Ontology annotation, cellular component: membrane. Gene Ontology annotation, biological process: G protein-coupled receptor signaling pathway.